Kazachstania africana CBS 2517 is the source of this 1311-nucleotide messenger RNA. It is a transcript of the gene RPT2, whose product is annotated as proteasome regulatory particle base subunit RPT2. The coding region runs from base 1 to 1311 and encodes 436 amino acids. The transcript has a single exon. The record is from RefSeq and is a predicted model, not a curated record. NCBI's taxonomy places the organism in Eukaryota, Fungi, Ascomycota, Saccharomycetes, Saccharomycetales, Saccharomycetaceae. Gene Ontology annotation, biological process: proteasome-mediated ubiquitin-dependent protein catabolic process. Gene Ontology annotation, molecular function: ATP binding; proteasome-activating activity; ATP hydrolysis activity. Gene Ontology annotation, cellular component: proteasome regulatory particle, base subcomplex.
AUGGGUCAAGGAGUCUCUUCAGGACAAGAUAAAAAGAAGAAGAAAGAUAAUCAAAAGCCAAAAUAUGAACCUCCGGUUCAAGCAAAAUUUGGACGUAAGAAGAGAAAAGGUGGUCCUGCCACAGCUGAAAAGUUACCAAAUAUUUCUCCCACCACGCGUUGUAAAUUAAAGCUAUUGAGAAUGGAAAGAAUUAAAGAUCAUUUGCUGUUAGAAGAAGAGUUUGUAUCGAACUCUGAGAUCUUAAAACCUUUUGAAAAGAAGCAAGAAGAUGAAAAGAAACAAUUACAAGAAAUAAGAGGAAACCCACUAAGUAUUGGUACCUUGGAAGAAAUCAUUGAUGAUGAUCACGCCAUCGUGACGAGUCCAACCAUGCCAGAUUAUUAUGUUUCGAUUUUAUCAUUUGUCGACAAAGAACUGUUGGAGCCUGGCUGUUCCGUUUUACUUCAUCACAAGACUAUGUCAAUUGUUGGCGUACUUCAAGAUGAUGCCGAUCCAAUGGUUUCUGUAAUGAAAAUCGAUAAAUCACCUACCGAGUCGUAUAGUGACAUCGGUGGUUUAGAAUCGCAAAUUCAAGAAAUAAAGGAAUCAGUUGAAUUACCAUUGACGCAUCCAGAAUUGUACGAAGAAAUGGGUAUCAAGCCACCUAAGGGUGUUAUUCUUUAUGGUGCACCAGGUACGGGUAAAACCUUGUUGGCCAAGGCCGUUGCAAAUCAGACAUCAGCCACUUUCUUAAGAAUUGUGGGUUCAGAAUUGAUUCAAAAGUAUCUUGGUGAUGGUCCAAGGCUCUGUAGGCAGAUAUUCAAAGUUGCUGCAGAAAAUGCACCAAGUAUUGUUUUUAUAGAUGAAAUUGAUGCAAUUGGUACUAAGAGAUACGAUUCAAAUAGUGGUGGUGAGAGAGAAAUUCAAAGAACUAUGUUAGAAUUACUGAAUCAACUAGAUGGUUUCGAUGAUAGGGGUGAUGUUAAAGUUAUUAUGGCCACAAAUAAAAUUGAAACUUUAGAUCCUGCAUUGAUUAGACCUGGUAGAAUUGACCGUAAGAUACUUUUCGAAAAUCCAGAUUUAUCUACAAAGAGAAAAAUUCUCGGAAUUCAUACCUCUAAAAUGAAUCUAAGCUCAGAUGUAGACUUGGAAAAACUAGUGACCAGUAAAGAUGACUUAUCUGGUGCCGAUAUUCAAGCAAUGUGUACAGAGGCAGGUUUACUUGCGCUAAGAGAAAGAAGAAUGCAAGUAACGUCUGAGGAUUUUGAACAAGCAAAGGAAAGAGUAUUAAAGAACAAGGUUGAAGAGAACUUAGAAGGUCUAUACUUAUAA